Molecule: messenger RNA, 888 nt
Organism: Sinocyclocheilus rhinocerous
Lineage: Eukaryota; Metazoa; Chordata; Actinopteri; Cypriniformes; Cyprinidae
Product: U3 small nucleolar ribonucleoprotein protein IMP3-like
Exons: 6
Coding region: 121-759 (212 amino acids)
Biological process (GO): rRNA processing; ribosomal small subunit biogenesis
Cellular component (GO): small-subunit processome; Mpp10 complex
Molecular function (GO): snoRNA binding; rRNA binding
Source: RefSeq, a predicted model, not a curated record
GCGCAUUCCUUACAGUAAAACACAGUGAAUGAAAAGCACGCGUGUGAAAGCUAAUGUGAGCAUUAUAACUAGAGAAAAACAACACGCGUUGUGUUAAAUAUAGUCGGUCUUAUUGGCAAAAUGGUUCGCAAAUUGAAAUUUCACGAGCAGAAACUCUUGAAGAAAGUCGAUUUUAUUAACUGGGAGGUUGACAACAAUUUACACGAGGUUAAAGUGUUGAGAAAAUAUCAUAUUGAGAAGAGGGAAGAUUACACCAAAUACAACAAACUUAGUCGAAAUAUCAGAGAAUUGGCACAGAAAAUACGGGACUUGGACGAAAAGGAUGGUUUCAGAGCUCAAAGCACAGCCCUUUUCUUGGAAAAACUUUACAGUGUCGGUUUGAUCCCCACCAAACAGAACCUCUCUCUUACGAAUGAAGUCUGUGCAUCUGCAUUCUGCAGGAGACGGCUUCCCACAAUUAUGCUGAAACUGCGUAUGGCUCAGAACCUGAAGACUGCCAUAACCUUCAUCGAGCAGGGCCGUAUCCUUCAUCAUUUUCUGAUGCCCAUUGAAGACGAAAAAAAGAAAAACCACAUGAUGUUAAUUUUAACCUAUAAACUUUUCAGUGAAUCUGUGGCAACUGAAAUGUAUCGUUAUUAUGCAAUACUGUUAACUUACAGGAGUAUGGAAGACUUUGUCACAUGGGUGGAUUCAUCCAGGAUCAAACAACAUGUCAUGAACUACAAUGAUGAGCGAGAUGACUUUGACCUCAUUGUCUAAAUACAGUAAGAAAUUUGGAUUUCAACCAGAAAUGGUCAGUGCAUCAAGAGCAGCUGUUCGUUUGUUAUUCAUCAAAGAACAAAUGUAUAUAUUUACACUCUGUCAGACAUAAAUGACCGAUUAUCAUCU